This is a messenger RNA of Hylaeus anthracinus, 2263 nucleotides long. Its product is annotated as proline-, glutamic acid- and leucine-rich protein 1-like. NCBI's taxonomy places the organism in Eukaryota, Metazoa, Arthropoda, Insecta, Hymenoptera, Colletidae. The transcript is spliced from 8 exons. Gene Ontology annotation, cellular component: nucleus. The record is from RefSeq and is a predicted model, not a curated record. Gene Ontology annotation, biological process: rRNA processing. The coding region runs from base 78 to 2096 and encodes 672 amino acids.
CUUAUGACAUUGAUGUACCUAACCUCAUUAGCAAAGUUAUUAGAAGCACGUGUAGCAUAGUGUUACAAAGGUACAACAUGGCAACAAUAAUAGAGUUAAUUAAUUUUUACGAUCAUAGUUCAAAAGAAUAUGACAGAUUUUUGCAAAACUUAAUUUGUUCUAACGGAGAUGUUCCAUUUAGUAUAGAAGAGGUUGAUGAAGCACAAAGUAUAAUUAUAUCAACUGUUAAUAAUUAUUUAAACCGAUCACAAACACGAUAUAAUGGUUUAUUAAUUUUGGAUAAGAUUUUGUCCCAAUGUUCAAAAGAUAUACUUCUAAAAUAUUGUAUGUUAUGGAUGUCAAAAGCUACACAAAUAUUAGAAAGUAUUCAUAGUGCACCACAAGAACUAAGUAUCUCUUGUAAAGUUCUUGGACAGUUAAUUAUACAAACUAAAAAUAUUUCUGAUAUACAAAAACAAAUAUCAAUGCAAAAUGUAAAACAACUUGUUAAUGCUAUUGGAAAUUUAAGUCCAGAAAAAAAUAGUGGUCCAAUCUAUUAUUUGCUUGCUGUGUUAUUGCAUCAAUAUCCUGAAGUCUGCGAACGUUUUCAAAUUUCCAUUAGAAAAAUUAUUUUAUUACAAAUUGAUUCAACUCAGGAGAAUUUGGUUAAAACGAGUGCAAAGUGUUAUGCUCUUCUAGCUCAAGCAACAGAGCGUUCGUUUAAACCACCAGUUUCAAAACCCUCUUAUACUGGUUGGUUAUAUCACCAAGCACUUAUUUGUAAUAAUUUACACACUAUAAUGGAUGUGUUGUUUUCUAAUUUGAUAGAAUUAGAAAAUGUAAGCAUCUGGGAUAAGCUAGACUUACCAAAUAUAUCAGAGGAGAAUAUUAUUCAAUUCUUUUUCAAACAAAAACAAAGAUUUUUGAAUUUAUGUUCUUAUUUAGCCUACAUGCUGCAGGGGUUUGACAAAAAAAACUCAGUAUUUCCUCAUGAGAUUUUGAAAAUUUUAUGUAGAGGGUUGGCAAUACAGCCUUCAAAUUUGAAAAAUCGUAACUCGAUCAGAGAACAGAUGCUAUAUUUGAUUUUACCACAAUUACAUAUUGCACUAUUCAACGUUUUGGAUGCAUUAAUAGAUGGAUUUAAAGAACAGUUAAUACCAUUUGGUUCAACAAUAUUACAACUGUUUCUCCAAACGUUACAAUGGACAGAGAUUGUUUCAGACAAUCACAUAACCAUUAGUGGUAAUAAGCCAUUCAGAAACGUGAGAAUAUCUGUUUAUAAAUGUCUUACAUCUUGGCUUGUAAAUACUAAUUCGUUAUCAGGGGUAGAAACAGUAGCAAAUGAAUGUCUUCCUUCUAUAUUGAAAGAUAUAGUACCAGAAAAAGAUCGUGUUUUAUUGACUAUUCAGAAAACCAACAAUUUAUCAAAACGAGCGUUAAAACGUCUUCGAGAUAGUCAGUAUGAAAAGGGUACAUAUUUGAAUAAUAAUGGAAUAGCUUCUAGCAAAGAAUACUAUCUGGACGUGGAUGUCUGUAAAGAGGCUCUUAUUACUUUGCAAAAUAUAUUUUUUAAUAGUGGAACUCUUUUAAAGCAAACGUUCUUUAGAACUGUCCAAAAUAUUAUAAUACCUCUUUUAUAUGACUGUUAUUUGACUUCUAAUGAACAGAAAUUUUAUAAAGACAGUUCCAAAUGUCGUUUACUAUUAUUAAGAGUUUUGAGAGCUUUGCAAAUGAAUCCACAUUCUUUAGUGCCUUUACCUACUCAAUAUUCUCUAGAAAUAUUUCAAAUGGCUUUAAUCGAUAGUAAUGUAUGCAUUACUCAAGAGGCUAAAGUAGCAUUAGCAGAACUUGAGAAAAUUGUGCACCCUCAUGCACCAUCUAUACAAUUAACUCAAGUGGAAACGAUACAAGAGCAAUUUGUUGUUAGCGACCAGCAUAUGGAACAGACUGAGGUAUUGGAAGAUGUGCUCCCACUUGAUGCUGAAAAUAUUACAGAUGAUACGCUGCCGUCGUCAAAUAAAAAAUUAAAAAUAAUAAAUUCUGAUGUUGAUGAGACUGUGGAAUCUGUUAUAAAUGUUACUGAUGUACCAAAUACCGAACCAAUCAAUCAAUCAUAAUUAUAAUAUUAUCCAAAAUUGUUUUAACAUUAUUGUCUAUAACCUCUCUACAAUAUUAUUUAUAAGAUGAACAUUGAUCAUUUAUUCUAAUACAAUUUAUCUAAAUAACUUAUAGAGUGUUAUAACUUGAAUUAUUUCAAUAUGUCGAGGUCUUGAAGUAAUACUAA